Salarias fasciatus (jewelled blenny) is the source of this 3716-nucleotide messenger RNA. It is a transcript of the gene adrb2b, whose product is annotated as adrenoceptor beta 2, surface b. The transcript is spliced from 4 exons. NCBI's taxonomy places the organism in Eukaryota, Metazoa, Chordata, Actinopteri, Blenniiformes, Blenniidae. Gene Ontology annotation, molecular function: norepinephrine binding; beta2-adrenergic receptor activity. Gene Ontology annotation, cellular component: plasma membrane. The record is from RefSeq and is a predicted model, not a curated record. Gene Ontology annotation, biological process: adenylate cyclase-activating adrenergic receptor signaling pathway; positive regulation of MAPK cascade; norepinephrine-epinephrine-mediated vasodilation involved in regulation of systemic arterial blood pressure. Bases 231 to 1676 code for a protein of 481 amino acids.
UGGAGGGCUCAGAGUGUGUCUUUACACGUGUGGGAACGGAAGGAGUGUGUGAGAGAGAGUGUGUGUUCCACACACAGUUUCACGCGCAGUGACUGACGGAAGCUGCAGAAACACUCAACACGAUGAGUCUUUAUCUGGAAAAUAAAGCUUCUGAAGUAUGAACUCACUGGACUGAGAGAAAGAAUAAAGACUGGAGACCUCUGCGGUUGUGUAUGCUGUGGCUGUAGAUCAUGGACGGUGUGAGCGCUGUGUCGGGACAGACCAACGAGUCUCAGCACAGCAACGCCACCCUGGCUCGACCUUCAGAGUUCAGUGAAGCAGAGUUGGUGUUACUCGGCGUCGCCAUGGCCAUUCUGGUUCUGGCCAUAGUUUUUGGAAACGUGAUGGUGAUUACAGCUAUUCUGAGGUUCCAGCGGCUCCAGACAGUCACCAACCUCUUCAUUGCCUCGCUGGCUGUCGCCGACCUUAUCAUGGGAGUGGUCGUGGUGCCCUUUGGCUCCUCGUCCAUCCUGCUGGGCGUCUGGCGGUUUGGGAACUUCAUGUGCGACUUCUGGACGGCCACCGACGUGCUGUGUGUGACGGCCAGCAUAGAAACGCUGUGUGUGAUCGCCCUGGACCGCUACCUCGCCAUCACGUCCCCGCUCCGCUACCCGACGCUGCUGACCAGGGGUCGAGGCUUCGCCGUGGUGCUCACGGUUUGGGCCGUGGCCUCCCUCAUCUCAUUCCUGCCCAUCUACCUGAGGGUGUGGGUGUCGAAGGAUGAAGAGGCCCACCGGUGCCUGGAGGCCGAGGACUGCUGCGAGUUCAACACCAACGCGGCGUACGCCGUGUCUUCCUCCAUCGUCUCCUUCUACCUGCCGCUGGUGGUGAUGAUCUUCCUCUACGCCCGCGUCUUCCAGGAGGCUCAGAAGCAGCUGGAGAAAAUCAGGGGGAGAGAGAGGCACUUGUAUAACUUGCAUUACACGGCGCAGAUGACUUAUCCUGACGACAGCCCCGCCAUGAAUAAACUGAGGACGGGAGCAGAGGCGGGGGAGCCGGCAGGAGAGGACCGGCUGAGCAUGCAGAAAGCAGAAGGCGACGAGGAAAAUGGGAAGGAGAGCCGAGCGAGGACAGGGAGAGGUGAAGGAAAACACUCUGCCACAAAGCGUCUUAAGUUCUGCCUGAAAGAGCAGAAGGCAGUAAAAACCCUGGGGAUCAUCAUGGGGACUUUCACCCUCUGCUGGCUCCCAUUCUUCAUUCUCAACAUCCUCACCACCUUCCUGGAUCUGGGGAACAUCACGGUACCCUUCAGGCUCCUCAACUGGCUCGGAUAUUCAAACUCGGCGUUCAACCCGCUCAUUUACUGCCGCAGCCCCGACUUCAGGCACGCCUUCCAGGAAAUCCUGUGCUGCCGGAGCAACGGAGGCAGAGGAGGAUGGGGAUGGUGCAGAGACAAAGAUCGAUACGUUCAAACCCGACGCAGGCCGAUAGGGGACUCGAACGGCGUCGGGAGCCAGCAGACGCCGCGGUGGAGGGGCAGCGUGGAGAGUUCGAUUCAGGACAGCUCGCUCACCCUGGCUCCUCCUCCGUCUGGCUCCGAGCAGGUUUUGAACGUGGCUCCAGGUUCCCUCAGUAACUGGCAGGCCAACAGCUCUGCUACCUGGGACAGCAAGGGAAACCUCGCCUCCAUAGCAUGACCAAGUAGCAUAAUAGCUUUCAUUCUGUGUGUGUGUGUGUGUGUGUGUAUGCCCGCGCUGUAAACACUGAUCUCUUGAAUGUAAAACGAUGUUUGUAUUGGGUUCAGGUAGAGAGAUUUUCCUGUUGGAUGUUCCUUGUGAUCACUGGUUCGCUUUGCUGCUGGGGCUCGUCUUCUUCUCUCAACAGCGUAAAUCACAAAGGCAGCUACACAAGUAAACACAGUUUUACACGAAGUUUGAUGCAGACCUUCAAGUGAUAUUUUACAGGUUUCACAGUAAAUGUUUGUUAGCUACAAACUGCCUCAUGAAAAAACAUUAUUAGCUUCAUUAAAUUUGAGUUUAGUGACAAACGAUAAAGAGACUGAAUUCUUUUGAGGCUCUGUAAUAGGAACAUAAUAAUGAUGUUACACAUUAAAUGUUUUCACGAGGAUCAAGAGGGAUGUGAUGCAGGAUUCAGUGAGAGUCCAGUGGGAGAUCUCAGGGGAAAGAUACUGUUCGCAUACUUCUGUGACACAUGCUGUGUUUUUCCAAUCUCAUCUGUCAUAAUGUAGAGAGGAAUUGUUUCCCUGGCUUUCCAGGUGAGCUUGAAUGUAUAUUUAAGAAUGAUCCUUUUAAGAAAUCAAAUCAAGGCGACUCGUGGCCCCAUUGCAUCAGGACUGAGGCUGUUCAAGUCACAACAUGGUGUUUUACACAAACUCACAGGGCAGGAAGCCAUUUAGCUCCUGAUCUGCAUUGCUAAUAUCUUUUUUUUCCGUCAGCAGCUAAACCGCCACACAAACAUCCACAGCUUCCCGAAAGCAGAUAUAAUAAACUAGUGCUUGUUUGCCCCGGGGCUCAAAGUCUUUUUAUUGAGCAUAAAGAAAAAACAUCUUUACUGUUUUCCAUUCCAAUUCUAUCUAAUCCUCAUAACCUCUCCGGAGCCGUGAAACCGCUGUUGUAGUUGUAUAUGAAAUGAACACCUCAGAGCCAAACUGCUGAUUAUCAUAUGUUUUGCUUCUCUCAUCAUGCAUCUGCAGGAAAUAGUUUUCUCUCCAUCUCUCCUCAUUUUCCCCUCCUUCCAGAGAAAUUUCAGUUUUAUUGGUCACACAGAGCUUAGUGGGGAUCCCUUUCAUCUGCUGGGACUGAAUUGCAUCAUAAUGUCUUAUUUUUCAAAAAGAUCAGUUCAGGUGAAGACUUCAUAAGUGGCUCUUAAGAACUGAAGUUGAAACUGAAAUGUAUUCAAACCAUUUGCUUUUCGUCCAUCUCCGCAUUUUGAUCAAUAAAUCAGGUGGAUUUGGCUACAUUUUUACCAAGAUCCUCUCAUUGCGUGCAUGAAGACAGUUCAUUUGGAAACGCUUCAGCAUUUGUGGGUUAUUUUCUGUAAAUAUGAUGUACAUGUGUCUGUUUUAUUAUUACAUUUGUUUAAUGUAUGUUGAAUCUAUCGUGACUGUGCAAUUUCAAACCUGAGACAUGCCACUGAAUAUCUCUAAUUUACUGUAAUUUGUAUGAUACCUGGAUUACUGUAGUUUAACUGUGUGUUUUACGGGCCAAUGAUUACCACAUAGAGGGUAAAAAUAACUUACUAAUCAGUCCCUCCAGAUUUUAUUGUGUUUGAGUGAAUCUGGUUUUUACAAGAAAUGUUUAUUUCCCCAAUAUUAAAGUAGGUGCCUGUUUUGCAUUUUCAUGCAUGGAUAUAAUAAGUAACGGGAGAUAAAGCUAUUUCUCCAUGUUUUUUAUAUCAUUAAAUGUGACGACAUUUCAGAUGCUUUCACAACAACUUGUUCUUUCUGAGAGCAAAGUCUUAAAAUGCAGAAGAAUCCAGUGCUUUGGGGGAAAAAAAAUCAGAAGGGACUGAUUAACUGAGAUCUACUCUUCUUGACAACUGCAUGCGUAUUGAAUAAAUCCCAUUUAAGUAAUAAUAAUAAUAAUAAUAAUAACUAUAUAUUUAGACAUUACAUUCGAGUAUAGGCUGCAAUUGCGCACAAGUCCCUGUUAAAAAAAAGAAAAGAAAAUAGUACGAGUAGGGGGGGAUAUUUUUAUCUUAAUGUGUGUGUCCAUCUU